UUCAGGAUGCAGAUAAGGUCUCACUGUGUGCUUAGUGACGGGACCGCUUUCCUUCACUGGAACAGAGAUGAAGAUGACGAUGUGCUUUAGGUGUUAUUGGCUGGGUGGGGUUAGGUAGGAUGGUGCGGUGAAUCAGCCUUACUGUAGGUGAUGAUUGUAUAGUAUAGACCCAUAUACGCCGUCUUGUAUCCUGCAUGAAAAAUGACACGCCAAACUCCAUUGAAAACUCUCGCACUUGAACCUUUUCGGACGUCUCUGAAGGUGAACUUACAGAAUAAUACCCAACCAAACAUAUUUUAGGAAUCUAUGCAGUCUACUGCUAAAUUCGGCGCCAUUUGAUACUCUAAUACUUACAUAAGUCAGUGUUCUAAACUUUAGAUAUGUUUCGCAUGUCAUCUUAAAGCCCUCCACCAAAACAAACCGCACCUCGCUUGGCCAGUUGCAAGCAUCGCGCUAUAAGACUGACUCUUGAUGUUGACCAGUCUGCAACAGAAGGCCUGAAGAUGAUUUGAACCAACCGGAAAGCCUGUUGAACCUACAUUAUGACUGAAUUAGAGGCUUCAGGGGUGGUGGAACAUACCCCAACCUACAUGAUCUUUGUGGUGGUCUUCCUCUUCUUCCUCACCGGACUGUUUGGCUUCCUCAUCUGCCACCUGCUGAAGAAGAAGGGCUACCGCUGCCGCACCGGAGACAUGGACGAUGACGAGGAGGAUGUUGAAAAACUUGGAGGAAAUGCAGACGAUGAGGAUGAAGAGAACCAGGACACGGUGGAGCAGAUCCUCAAAUGUAUUAUUGAAAAUGAAGCUAACAUGGAAGCCUUCAAUGAGCUGUUGGGAAACCACAAUGUCUGUGUGCGCCAUGACCCCAGGUUGCGUAAAGAGUCCAUUGGUGGUAUUCCUCCCCAUCACCACACAGUCCACUCAGGCACCGACCACAACUCCUGCCACCUCUGUGCUCAGGUCCGGUCUAAAAAGGGCAGACGACAAAGCCGAACCCCCCGCUCCAAACAACGCCCUGGAGAGCAGACUGUCUUCUCUGUUGGCAGGUUCCGGGUGAUACAUACUGACAAGAAGCUCCAUGGAGGUCCUAAUCCAUUGGUCAGUUCAGGGGACCAGCUGGACCAAUCCCAGGACAGCGAGGAGCGGAAGGAGGGCGGGUACAAUCUGAGAAGCAUGUUUAAGGAUGUCCAUCCACCUUCCGAGAACUCUAAUGGGGUUGCUCCGAAUGUGGGAAAACGAAGGAAGAGUCUAACCAUAUUCGGGCUGAGGCGGGGCAGCGACCCCGUUGGCAUUAAAGUAGGGGAGGGGACAGGUAGGGAAACUGGAGGUAUUAGAUUUGCUAUUCAGCCACAACCUGUCGUGCUAGAGGAACUGCAGUCAGAGAGCACUGAUGUCGACCCUGAAAGUGGUACUAAACCUGGUAUCAAAUCUGAAAGCAAGCCCUCAAAGAGUUCUGCUUCACCUCAACUAAAGGCUAAAACUUCAGGUUCUGUUAACUCUCUCUCUUUCCAAAGUAAGAAUCAGGCCUAUGACUCAGGCUAUGCUCCUGAGAAUGGCUCGAAACAUGGGCCGAGUCCUGAACUUCGUACAAACCUUAUGAUCAAACCUUCUAUUGGGAGUACAGCAGCUUCUGCCGCCAGCUCUCUUCCCAUUCCAAUUCCUGCUUUUUCUGGACAGACAACAGAGAAACCAGCAGAUGUGGAAGAUAAGGUGCUAAAAAAUAACGAGGCUUAUGAUCCCGGGCCGCUACAGACUUCUACACCUAUCGUCCCCAUGCAUGGUUCAAUACCAGGUUUUACUCCUGUCAUUCCUACUGGUCAACCUGAACCCUAUUCUAGCACAGAUUUUCCAGUUACCCAAACUCCUCCCGACCCAAGCUCCAGCCCAGAUCUGGAACCAGGUUUUGGUGCUAGCCUAGCUUUAAUAAGCUUAGGUUCAUCCCCUCCAUCUUCGGUCUCAAUAGAGACCCCAUCUUCAGUUUCUUUGUUAAAAACUCCUACCUCACCCCUGGUGGUCACACCUAGCCCCAAACUAAGUUCAAGAAACAUGCCAUCAGAGGCUGCUAGAACUGAUUUUUCUCCUGCCCUCACUCCAAGCCCCAAACUACCGUCAAGCCGAGCAAUGUCUAGCCAAUCCCCUAUUCUAUCUUCAUCCUUUGGAAAAAGUGCUAGUCCAUUACAAGCCCGAACUCCCUCACCCGCUCUUACUGCUAUCCCCAAACUUGAUUCCAUGUCAGUAUCACCACAAACCCCCUUCUCUUCUCCAACUGACGAAAACCCGUCCUUUGGAAGUUCACCUCGCCUGACUUUAAAGUCAGUAAGUGUAACCAAAGGGGAUAUGGUUUCAAGCCCAUUAUCUCUAAAGGAACAAGACCUAGAAGGUGCCAGAGUCCCAAAAACUGAAGAAAAGACAGAAACAAAAAGGGUUGGGAUUCUCAAAACAGCUAAACUCUCACCGGUUCAGGGAGAGUCUAAAGGUUCUGCCCUUUUCUCUCCCAUUGAUCAGCUUUCUAAAGACAGACUGAGUACUUUGCCUCUGUCCCCUUCCAGUCCGCUGUCCCCGUCCUCACCUAUAGGGAGCAGAGUAAGUAGUGUGGCCAUCAUAAAAGCCAGCCCUGACAGCAAGCGAGAAUUUUCUGUUGUCACUAUGAUGGAAGAGGAAGAGUCCUCUACUUCAGUAAAAGACAGGGAAGUAGAGACUUCUGAACUUGGUGUUGAAUCAGAAAAAGCAGGAAUAAGUCCAGCAGUUGGUCGGGGUGGACAGGUUUCUGUUUCAGAAGUUGGACAACCUGAAAAUCAAUGUGGAGCGACUUCUGGAGCAGAUGGUAGGACAACGGUGAGCCAAGAGAAGGAUGAUAUGAUGGAGAUGGAAGAUAUUAGGGACUGCAAAGUGACGCAGGUUGAAAAAGCAGAGAGAGUUGGAAAAGAGAGUGAACAUUCAGUCAAACAGGACUGAGAGGUAAGGUCUCAUAUCAAGAUGGUGGAUAGUUCAAAUUGUUCUGACAAUCCAAAGAAGUGAAAAGGAAAGAAAAUGGAGUAGCAGCGGGACCGCAGAGGCUGGUUAAUGACUAAUGGAAAAUCCUCAGAUACUCUUCCACUGCUAGAUUGAAAGGAUAAUAGGAUGUUGCAUGAUUUAGCCCUUACACCAGAAAUCACACAUAUAAUUUGCAUAAUGGCUAACCAAUUUGAAAACCAUGUUUUUGUAUUUUAGAUUUUUGCAUGUUUUUUCCUACUUUUGCAGGCAGCCAUUGGCUUCCAUUUAUUAGUACAUUAAUAGUCUGAGCCUGUUUUGUUGGGAUCAUGAAAUACUGUACGACUCAGUGAUCAUGAUAACAGUAAUACAAAACCUAACAAGACAAAGAGUCUACAGCCAUGCUAGUAGAUCUAUGAGGCUGUAGGCACAAGGGCUGUUUGAGCUUAAUGCUAGCGUCAGUAUGCUGCUAAUGACAAUGUUUUCCAUGGUCACCAUAGUUUAUAAUGCUUACAUUUCUUAAUUACCACUAAACCCUAAGUACAGCUGAGGCUGAUGGGAAUGUCAUUAGUUAGCAAUGCAGGGUGGCAUUUUCCUUUGACUAAUAGUUUUGUGUGACAGGCUGACCACUUUCUUAUUGAUUAGUUAACAUGUAAGUGUUGACUUGCUAACACGCUGUAUGUUUGAGUCUUUAACCAGAGGUGUGUGAUUAAUUUAUUGAUUUGUCAUGAUAAUUUAUUGAUAUAUAAAGGUGCUAACGACUGGCACCUCUAAUUUCAUCUAUUGAUCCUCCUGAUUGUGAAUCAAGAUUAACAGCAAAAGCACAGACAGUCGCUCUAUGAGCAGCUUGGCCAAUGGAGAUGUAUCAAUUUAGUAACUAUGUUUGACCCUAUCUUAUAUUGUAGUUGCCUUUGGCAAUUACACUAUGUUGCCAGGUGGAUAAAACAGCCUUUUCAUCGUAAAUAUUCCCCCUUAUUUUAAUUCACGCUUCAUUUUAUGGCACAGUGAAGAGCUUCACCAUGAGAGUAUAACCCGUAUGGAUGUUACACUGCCCUCCACAGAUCCACCCUCCACUGCCCGUUAGUGCUAGUGAAGCAAUAAGGGAUAGAUCUCUCACUGGCUUCCCACCUUGUUAAAACACUAACAGUAUUCUUUUUUAGCACUACCGAACACAGAGCCAGAAGAAGAUGAAGAUAAAUACUUUAUUGAUCCCCUAGGGGAAAUUCUUCUUUUAACUCUUUUUUAUUUUUACACACACACACACACACUUGUGGACAUGC
Morone saxatilis (striped sea-bass) is the source of this 4249-nucleotide messenger RNA. RefSeq names its product RELT like 2 (gene rell2). The transcript is spliced from 7 exons. Gene Ontology annotation, biological process: positive regulation of cell-substrate adhesion; positive regulation of p38MAPK cascade. NCBI's taxonomy places the organism in Eukaryota, Metazoa, Chordata, Actinopteri, Moronidae. The record is from RefSeq and is a predicted model, not a curated record. Bases 543 to 2954 code for a protein of 803 amino acids.